AUGAUCCCCCUAUUUGAUCCACUUAUUUAUGAUCUACUUACUUCUAGCUCAUCAUCUACACCUAACGCCGCACCUUCCUCUCACCACCAACAACAUUCAAGUCGAAGAAAGAAGCAUUCAAACAAAAUCAAUAGAAAGAAAGUUGAUGAUGCCAUAACUUGGUCAGCUUUUGCCGUUGAAGAAGACAAUCAAGGAAAUCAUGAUGUCGCAAUGGAAUUUUAUUUGAAAGCGAUCGAAGAUAUGUUAGAAGCUGUACCUAUUCAUGCCAAUCAAUCUCGAAAGGACGCGUUAAAAAAUAAAUUAAGAGAUUUUAUGGAUAGGUCGGGGCUCACUGAUGACUUCAUGGAGUCGACCAAUGCUUUUUCGGCCGCAAAAACGGCCGAAUGUGAAGAAUCUCAAUCACGUAGUGGGGCAAACAUUUCGCAACAUUUCAUUCAAGCCGCAAUCACAUCGGCCGUCGCAUUAAAACAAUCACCAAUUCCCGAUGCCAUAACAGCCACAAUGAAUUACACCAUGAAGAAGAUCCAGAAAAUUGACGAAACUUAUGGACUUCAAGAUAAAGCGUGGGAAAUAUCGAGGUCCGGAAUGAACUUGGCGUUGGGUGUAGAUGAUGAGCUAGAAGAUUGCGCGGCGACAGAGUUGGCGUUUCCCACGUUAUUGUUUGCAACCACCAAUUUUUGUGGAGCGGAGGCAACAAUGGAAGAUGAAACGGAAUUUUGUUGUUUAGGAACUCGUCGUUGGAAGAGACUUUUGCUUCUUGUUGAGAAGGUUGCUGAAAAUAUCCGCCAAACGAAAGGUUCACCAAAGAAGAAGGAAGAAAUUGUGUUGGAAGCGCUGAUG
This is a messenger RNA of Funneliformis caledonium, 840 nucleotides long. Lineage: Eukaryota; Fungi; Glomeromycota; Glomeromycetes; Glomerales; Glomeraceae. The record is from the annotation of a GenBank genome assembly.